UUUAAUGUGGUUAUGGUGGACCCAACCAAUGAUGUCCGUAUUGUGGGUGUGAUCACUGUGACUGCCAUCCUUCUCAUUAUACUGGCUGGAAUGACAUGGGUGAUGAAGACUCAGAUGGUUUUCUUUCUUGCUCUCAUGAUCGCAUUUUCAAGCUACAUUGUAGGCACAAUAAUUUCUCCUUCAAUUGAGAAACAGUCCAUUGGUAUCUUUGGAUAUCGAGGUGAUAUCUUCGUACAGAACUUAACUCCAGACUGGAGAGGUGAUCAAGGGAAUUUUUUCCAGAUGUUUGCCCUUUUUUUCCCAUCUGUCACUUGCAUUACGGCUGGAGCCAACAUCUCGGGAGAUCUUAAAGACCCUGCUAGUGCCAUCCCCAAAGGCACCCUUUUGGCCAUUCUGUGGACUACAUUAACCUACUUGGUGAUAGCAAUAACUUCUGGGGCUUGUGUGGUGCGGGAUGCUUCUGGGAAUAUUACCGACUUCAUGACUGGAAACAUUACUGACGGCUGUGUGGGACUGGCAUGUAAUAUGGGCUGGAACUUCACGAGCUGCAGCCAGUCACGGACCUGUAAUUAUGGUCUAGCCAACAACGUACAGGUAAUAUCACAGCUGUCUGGGGUCUACUACCUCAUCACGGUCGGAGUCUUUGCAGCCAGCUUGUCUUCUGCCCUUGGAUUUUUCGUCUCUGCACCAAAAAUGUUUCAGUGUCUGUGCAGUGACAAAAUAUACCCGUACAUCAUAUUCUUUGCAAAGGGUUAUGGGAAAAAUGAUGAGCCAUUCCGAUCCUAUGCUCUCUGCUACAUCAUCUCUGUGGGCUUCAUUCUGAUUGCCCAAUUAGAUGUGAUUGCACUCCUGAUCUCCAACUUCUUUUUGUGUGUCUAUGGUCUCAUAAACUUCAGCUGCUUUCAUGCUUCUAUGAUCAAUUCCCCUGGGUGGAGGCCGGCAUUUCGCUUCUACAGCAAAUGGACAUCUCUGUUUGGGGCCGUAGUAUGUCUAGUUCUAAUGUUCCUGUUCACUUGGUGGUCUGCUCUUAUCACGGUGAUUAUCAUCAUCUUCCUCUAUGGAUACGUCGUCUACACCAAACCAAAGGUAAAUUGGGGUUCAUCAAUCCAAGCAGAAUCAUACAACAUGGCCUUGUCAUACUCUGUCUCACUCACUAGUGUGGAGGAUCAUGUCAAGAAUUUCAGGCCACAGUGUCUUGUCAUGACUGGGCCCCCAAAACGACGACCUGCACUGGUGGACUUUGUUUCCUCCUUCACUAAACAUGUUAGCCUGAUGGUCUGUGGAGAUAUUAUAAUGGAGGACAGCAUUAACCAACUUAGGGAUGCUACGCAUGUAAACUGGCUGAACAAGAGGAAAGUCCGGUCGUUUUACACUCCUUUUACAGCGAGCAGCCUGCGAGAAGGCACAAAACAGCUGUUGCAGGCAACGGGCCUUGGGAAGCUGAAACCAAACACUCUGGUUCUGGGCUUCAAAUCCAACUGGAAAGAGAGUACUCUUGAAAGUAUCGAUGAUUAUAUCAACACCAUUUUCGACACAUUUGACUCCAAGUUCUGUUUGUGUGUCUUGAGAAUGAUAGAUGGUCUGGACGUCGCUGAAGAAUUACAAUGUGAAGUGAACCGGGGUUUUGAGCCUGAUGAACUGGAGGAAAUUUCUGUCCAACCAAUAGAGGAGGAGAACACAGCCGAUGACGUGUCUGAUGAAGACGACAGUGAUCCGAUCAGGACGGUGUUUCAAAAUAGCCAGGGGAAGAAAACCAUUGAUGUCUACUGGAUAGCAGAUGAUGGAGGUCUGACGUUACUCAUACCAUACCUGUUCACAAGGAGAAGACGAUGGCGCAAAUGUAAAGUCAGAGUUUUCAUCAUGGGACAGGAGGAGACUGUGAAAGAGAGCCGUGAUAAUAUCAUUGUUCUGCUGAAAAGGUUCCGACUGGAUGUUCAUGAUGUCAUCGUCAUGACUGACAUGGACAGAUGCCCUCUUCCUAAAAGCUUAAACAGGUUUGAGGAGAGUGUCAUCCCCUUCAGGUUGUUUGAUGAUCAGCAGGAUGGUGCCUCCAUCCAGGAACUGAGAAAGAAUGCUCCUUGGAAAAUAUCUGAUAAAGAGUUUGAGGCCUUCAAACAAAAGUCUGAAAAUAAAGUGAGGCUGAAUGAAAUCAUCCGAAAAAAUUCACAACAUAGUGCUCUAGUUCUUGUGAGCCUCCCAGUUCCACAAAGGGACUGUCCCAGUGCUCUGUACAUGGCCUGGCUGGACACCCUGACCUAUGGCCUCCACUGCCCUGUGGCGCUAAUACGAGGAAACCAACAGAACGUCCUCACGUUAUACUGCCAGUAGAUGAUCGUUUGGAAAGAUGGAGAAAUAUGUAGAUGGGACACUCUGAGAGAGGUGCUGGACCACCAUAUGUUUAAUGAAGUCAGCACUGCGUAUCUGAAGUAGAACUCUACUUAAUGGCAUAUAAAUACAUACAUACUUGUACACUAGUUGGGAGAGAGCCACUAAAACAUCAGUCUGUAGGGUCAUAGAUUGGAUUCAGCUGUUAAUUACAAACUUUAAGUGCUGGAAGCUUUCUCUGAAUACCUAGAGGUGUAGCAGCGUGCAUAAUCCCUGGAUCGGUUUUAUAUUAUUUAUUGAUUCUGCUACUGACCACUAAACAUCCAUACCACUGAUUUGAAAAGGACAUGUGUCAUCUGAACAUCUACUCUUUGAUUUGGUGUUGAGUGCUUUAGAUAACAUUUAAGAAAUCAGUGCCUCUUUGAGUGUUCAGCGACUGACAUGUUCUCAUCGCGAUGGCUGCACCCAUUGCUGAUUCAUUUUCAGUGACAGCUUAGGACCAUCACAGCCCUAACACAAAGACUUUUGCAUCUCUGAAAUUCAGUGUGAUCCAUCUAUGAAGUUCCUCUAGCUGUCGUACUGUUGACCUGUUGUUGAUGACAGUCUGUUUUAUCUGCAUGUUGGGGAUUAAAGUCACCACUAAACUCUUCU
Nothobranchius furzeri (turquoise killifish) is the source of this 2976-nucleotide messenger RNA. Its product is annotated as solute carrier family 12 member 3. The record is from RefSeq and is a predicted model, not a curated record. Gene Ontology annotation, cellular component: apical plasma membrane. Gene Ontology annotation, molecular function: sodium:potassium:chloride symporter activity. Lineage: Eukaryota; Metazoa; Chordata; Actinopteri; Cyprinodontiformes; Nothobranchiidae. Gene Ontology annotation, biological process: cell volume homeostasis; sodium ion homeostasis; chloride transmembrane transport.